UGGCCACACUUAUGCCCACGUGCGUUUUGUUUAGCUAUUGCCGGGCUCUGUAUUUAAUCGCUUUUCAUUGAAUUUAUUUUAAUUUUCGUGCAUUCAGCAGACUAGAGGACAAGUAGACAUGGUGUUCUUUACAUGCAACAUUUGCGGCGAGUCGGUUAAGAAGCCGGCGGUGGAGAAACACUACCAGACUCGCUGCCGAGGAAAAGACAAGAGCGUAUCCUGCAUGGAUUGCCUUAAGGACUUCUACGGCGAGGAGUAUGCAGACCACACAAAGUGCAUCUCGGAGGCCCAGAAGUACGCCAGCCAGAGCCAGGGGUUUGUGGCCAAGGAGCCGCGCAACAAGAACGCCCAGAAGCAGGACAGCUGGAUGGACUCCAUUCGUGCGAUCCUGGACAGCAGCGAGUACCAGCUGACUCCCGCCCUGCGCGCCGCCUUCCAGAAGCUCCAGAGCGUGGACAAUGUGCCGCGCAAGAAGGCCAAGUUUGAGAACUUUGUUGGCAACUGCAUGCGACUCCCACGACACCAGGCCACCGAGGUGUGGGACAUCCUCGAGAAGGAGCUCAACAAACUGAAGGUGGCCAAGCAAGCUGAACUGGCCAGAAUUAAGGCUGAAAGGGAGGCAGCGGUGAAGCAGAAGAAAGAGUCUGAGGAGGCGCCGCCCACGAAGAAAGCCAAAGUGGAAGAAGCUCCCGAAGAAGCCACCAAUGGCACUGCCAGCAGCGAUUUUGAUUGGCUUUCACAGCUCACCAAGAUUGUGUCAAAGCAGUCCGAGGGCAUAUUUGUGGAGAAGCUGCGGAAGAAGAUUCUCAAAAAGUAUACCAAGCACCUGGCUGUGGAGGAGCUGAGCGAAAAGCAAGCUAAGAAAUUCACCAAGCGCUUCGACAAGCAGCUAAAUCAAGCUGAAUCCCUGGUAGUGGAGGGCGAUCUGGUCAAGGCAUCCAGCUAGCAAAGUAUCUCCCUUAGACGUAGUUAAGUUAUAGCAAAGUACAAUAAAAAUGUAAGCUGCAA
This is a messenger RNA of Drosophila bipectinata, 1008 nucleotides long. Lineage: Eukaryota; Metazoa; Arthropoda; Insecta; Diptera; Drosophilidae. The record is from RefSeq and is a predicted model, not a curated record.